Molecule: messenger RNA, 326 nt
Organism: Dentiscutata heterogama
Lineage: Eukaryota; Fungi; Glomeromycota; Glomeromycetes; Diversisporales; Gigasporaceae
Source: the annotation of a GenBank genome assembly
GGCGAUAAGCUUAUUCUUCCGCCUUUCGUGCUCGAGGAACUCCUUCGUACGGCCAGUCAAUCCGUACCUGGUGAUUUCUCUGAUGCACAACUUCCUUAUCCCAUAACAUUUCAGAUUACUAAUCCAAAAACACGCCUAAUAACUCAUGGAGGUGUUCUCGAAUUUAACGCAAAGGAUGAAAAAGCUUACUUACCAAAAUGGAUGCAUGAUUCAUUAUCACUUACAAAUGGUUCGGAAGUUACGAUCAGAUUGAAGGAAUUACCUAAAGGUACCUGGGCACGAUUUCGUCCAAUGAAUGCAAAUUACAAAGAAAUACCUGAUUACAG